GCGGCAGUGGACACUUUGCGAUGCUGGGUCACCUGCGCUUGUUCGCGGUAUCUUGGGCCUCUCCUCCGCUCUUGUGGGUGCUGGAAGGGAUGGCGACCUGGGUGCCUGACGCAGAGCCAAGCGUGUACCCGGGAAGCAAAAUGAGAAAAUGCCGUCUGUGUGACUGUCCCAGAGUUUCUCCUGAACCGAGUCUCCUCAUCAGCCUCCUCCUGGGCUAGUUGUCACUUAGGCCAUCAGGAGCUAUUCGAUUCCAAACAGCAGAAACCCCAACUCAAACCGGCUGAAAGUAUAAGAGGACUCAUCAGCUUACGUCCUGGAAAGUCUCAAAGUAGGUCUGGCUUCUCGACACCUUUCUAUGAAACCCCCCGUUGUAAUUCCAGGAUGGUUGCCAAACAUCUCCGGGGCUGCAGGCUUCCUCUGUGCAGAUUCAAAUAUGCCCACGAGUGCCCUGACACUUCCUUUAAAAGGUGGAGCCAAGUUCCCUUCUCCUUGAGUGCUCUUCCAACACCUAGAAAAAAGCAGAAGUGAGUAGGCCCUAAAAGCCCAGGAAGAGGCCCACGAGGUGGACAACGGAGGCCUCUGACCAACAGCCAGGGAGAACCGUGCCCCCUGCCAGUGGCCACUGAAAGGUCUGGAAGCAGGGCCACUUUAAUCCAAUGAGCUUGGCAGUUGGUCCUCAGCCCCGGCCGGACCUCAGGUGACAGCAGCCCCUCGUGAGAGACCCUGAGCUGCAGCCACCCAGCAGAAGCUACUCCUGGAUCCCCGGCCCAUGGAAACUGAGGGAGAAGCUGGGCAGCAUGGAGUCGGUUUAUAUCAUCGACCCUGAAGAUGUGGCCCUUCUCUUUAAGUUCGAGGGUCCCACUCCAGAACGAUUUUCCAUCCCACCGUGGGUGGCCUAUCACCAGCAUUGCCAGAGACCCCUCGGCGUCCUGUUGAAGAAGUCAGGAGCUUGGAAGAAAGACCGACUGGCCCUGAACCAGGAGGUGAUGUCUCCAGAGGCCAUAAAGAACUUCAUUCCCCUGCUGGACCCAGUGUCUCAGGACUUUGUGAAAGUCCUGCACAGGCGCAUCAAGCUGCAGGGCUCCGGAAAGUUCUCAGGGGACCUCAGUGACGACCUGUUUCGCUUUGCCUUUGAGUCCAUCACCAACGUCAUGUUCGGGGAGCGCCUGGGGAUGCUGGAGGAGGUGGUGGACCCUGACGCCCAGCGGUUCAUCGACGCUGUCUACCAGAUGUUCCACACCAGUGUCCCCAUGCUCAACUUCCCCCCAGACCUGUUCCGUCUAUUCAAGACCAAGACCUGGAGGGACCAUGUGGCUGCGUGGGAUGUGAUUUUCAAUAAAGCGGAGGCAUACACCCAGAACUUCUACUGGGACCUGAGGCACAAGAGAGAUUUCAACAAUUACCCCUGCAUCCUCCAACGCCUCCUAAGAAGUCACAGGCUGCUCUUUGAGGAUGUCAAGGCCAACAUAACAGAGAUGUUGGCAGGGGGUGUGGACACGACGUCCAUGACAUUGCAGUGGCACUUGUACGAGAUGGCACGCAGCCUGAAAGUGCAGGAGAUGCUGCGGGAGGAGGUCCGGGCUGCCCGGCGCCAGGCCCAGGGAGACAUCAGCAUGAUGUUGAAGCACGUCCCGCUCCUCAAAGCCAGCAUCAAAGAGACACUGAGGCAAGCCCAACCCUCUCAGGCCCACCCACCUCAUCCCCCACAUCCCUGGGCAGGGCCGAAGGGAGGGCGUUGGUAGGAAGUGAGAAGUCCGGGGAGACAGCUGGGAAUGGCGAGGGAGGAGAGAAGAGUACAUCCCGUCCCCAGAUCCCCCCGGGGCACUGGGGCUGAGAUGCCUUGCUGGGUGUACAGGCUCUGUCCAGGCCUCAGGGCAUCGGCUUCCUUUUCUGUUGUUUUAAAGUUGAUUUAUUUAUUUUGAGAGAGAGAGAGAGAGAGAGAGAGAGAGAGAGAGAAUGAGCGCAAGUGGGGGAGGGGCAGAGAGCGAGAGGAAGAUCCCAAGCAGGCUCCGCGCUGACAGCUGACAGCGUGGAGCCCGACGUGGGGUUCGAAGUCAUGAACCGUGAGAUCGUGACCUGAGCCGAAAUCAAGAGUUGGAUGCUUAACUGACUGAGCCACCCGGGUGCCCUGGGGCAUCAGCUUCUGAAUGCCUUCCUCUGGCAGACUCCACCCCAUCUCCGUGACCCUGCAGAGGUACCUUGAAAAUGACUUGGUUCUUCGAAAUUACAUGAUUCCUGCCAAGACGUUGGUGCAGGUGUCCACCUAUGCCUUGGGCCAAGACCCCACCUUCUUCCUCAAUCCGGGCAAGUUUGACCCAACCCGAUGGCUGAGUAAAGACAAGGAACUCAUCCACUUCCGGAACCUGGGCUUUGGCUGGGGUGUGCGGCAGUGUGUGGGCCGGCGGAUCGCUGAGCUCGAGAUGACCCUCUUCCUCAUCCAUAUUCUGGAGAACUUCAGAGUUGAAAUGCAACAUCUCAGUGAUGUGGGCACCACAUUCAACCUCAUCCUGAUGCCCGACAAGCCCAUCCUCCUCACCUUCAGGCCCUACAGCCAGGACCCACCCCAGGUGUGAUUAGAGAGGGUGGACGCUGCCUCUCCCACCUCUCAGGCCAGCGGGGGUGCUGGAGGAAGGUCGGGGUGGGGCCCAUGGCGGUUCUGCUCUUCAGUCCUCAGCCCCCCUCCCCUGCUCCUUUUGGGCCAGCUCUGGGAGGAGAAAGUUGGCCGGGGCACCCCUCUUUCCCGCCACCUCUUCCCCUUCUUUUCCUGACCCAUGAAGGCAAUAAAUGGCCGAACCGUG
Neofelis nebulosa (Clouded leopard) is the source of this 2798-nucleotide messenger RNA. RefSeq names its product cholesterol side-chain cleavage enzyme, mitochondrial. Gene Ontology annotation, biological process: cholesterol metabolic process; C21-steroid hormone biosynthetic process; glucocorticoid biosynthetic process. Gene Ontology annotation, cellular component: mitochondrial inner membrane; mitochondrion. The transcript has 10 exons. Gene Ontology annotation, molecular function: heme binding; oxidoreductase activity, acting on paired donors, with incorporation or reduction of molecular oxygen; iron ion binding. Bases 798 to 1742 code for a protein of 314 amino acids. NCBI's taxonomy places the organism in Eukaryota, Metazoa, Chordata, Mammalia, Carnivora, Felidae. The record is from RefSeq and is a predicted model, not a curated record.